Ceratitis capitata (Mediterranean fruit fly) is the source of this 5975-nucleotide messenger RNA. RefSeq names its product ral guanine nucleotide dissociation stimulator-like 1 (gene Rgl). Lineage: Eukaryota; Metazoa; Arthropoda; Insecta; Diptera; Tephritidae. The record is from RefSeq and is a predicted model, not a curated record. Gene Ontology annotation, biological process: positive regulation of GTPase activity; Ras protein signal transduction. The transcript has 7 exons. Gene Ontology annotation, cellular component: plasma membrane. The coding region runs from base 1774 to 5259 and encodes 1161 amino acids. Gene Ontology annotation, molecular function: guanyl-nucleotide exchange factor activity.
UAGAACGCUGAGUGCGGUUUCGGCAAUUGUUGGUGACGAACGUUUCAGCGCGUAACAGCUGUGCGUGUUGUACGUUUUCCCCCUAAAAAGUGUUAAGCGUUUUUAAUGCGAAAGAAAAUAAAUAAAAAAAAUCUUAAAAUUCUUUUAAAGCGAGUGCGCUUGUACGGGCGGAUUGAACUGACGUGUUACGCGCGCGUGACGCUUAAAACGAUUCACGAUUAAGAAGAAAAUACAUAAAUAAAUAAUAGGAUUUCCAAAUUAACGCAUACAUACAUAUAAUAUAUAGUUGUUCUUCGUAUACUUCGUAAAUACAUAUAUACAUAUUGUUGUUGUUUUUGUGCACAGGAGUAUACAACAUUUAGUUUAUAAACACAACAAUCAACUUUUUCAGUCUCGUUAUAAGCGGCGCGUUUUAUACACAGGCAGACAGACAUAAAAAAAACUAUAAGAACGAACUCGUGCUCUCACGUAGUCGACACAUUUUGAUUUUAAUUCGAAUUAAAUUAAGCAAAUUGCGAGUUUAUGAGGCGGCGGAGGGCGGCGUUGAUUUGUUGCUGCCCGACUUGAGACUUUAGGCAAAAUUUUGUUGAGCCGAGACUUCAAACAGUCUCUAUGUAUGCCACGGAACGGAAGUGCUUAGGGCGUGUUAAGUGUAGUGGAAUAUAGAGUGCGGUGUUAUAAACUACGCCAGUGGACGACUUAAACUCCUCUGUAAUUACUAACUGCAGUGAAAAAGGACAUAAAAAGCUUUGUUAGUCUUCUAUUUAUAGCAGAGACAUAUACAUACAUUUGUACAGAAAUGAAAGCACACCUUGUCUGCGAGUCGUCAUAAAAUAUAGUGCAACGAUCCCAUUCGCAUGCAAAUGUAUUAGUGUGCCUGAGCGCGUGUGUGUGUGUUAAGGUCCUCGCAGUGUAAUAGCAGCGACAUCAGCUGCAGCUAAACAGACAACAGAAAACGGAAGCGGAAACUUUUUUGUUGUUGCUUUUGUCGGUAGAACAGUUGCGUUAAAUAGUUGCAGACAAAGAAAACACAGCCAAAGAUCGACCGACUAUUUCAUGCCCACAUAACCUGUGCCUUCUCGCGUAAACUCGACGAGCUCGAAUAAAUAAUAAUACUCAGUGGUGUUACGAAAGCAUCAAACAAAAACAUACAAACACAUAUUGAAAUACACACACACACACACAUAUAUAUAUAAACAACAAUAAGGCUGAUAAAACUGUUGAUGACGUUGCUCUUUAGGCUUUAAAUUUGCCACAUUUUUGUUGCAUCGAUAAAUGAAAAUCGAUUUUUCAGCGCACAGCAAACAACACAGCCUACACGAGAAAAAAAAAUAUAUAAGUGUAAGUAAAGAAGAAGUGUAACAAAAAACGAGCGCCUCAGCAAAAUACUUUAACGAAUUCUCUGAAUAUUUUACAUUCUAUAUAUUACAUACAAACGUACGCUAUACGUCUAUACGAAGUGUAAUACGCGAAACAGCCCAUGUGUUGUUUAUUCAGAAACUUUAAUGUGCGCCUCAACUCGUUGACCUUUUGUGCAGCGAAUUAGUUAACGGCGGUAACGAAGUGGCAGUGGAGUUGAGUUGCCAACCACCCGCACACAGGCCUUCGUCAUGCUCUUAACGAAUUUACCUCAACAAUUUGAUUGAGCAUACAGCAAUAAGAAAACAAGGAACAACAACAAUAACAAUCGACACAACGGAAAGGUAGCCAGCAGUGUUGGCGCAACAACAAAAAUAGUAAAUAAAUCGAAUUGCACUCAUCAUCAAACAACAAAUGAGUUUCAUAAUCGAAAGCGGCAACGCGACAGCAGUGAAUACAAUAUCAGCAACAACAACUAUAGAAGGUGAAACCCCAGUAGAUGACUCGGACUUUGACGGCAGCAACAACGGUGAACAACCUUUGCAGCAGACUCGCCUACCUCGACCCACACGUACCUCACCACCUCCGCCGAAACCCCCGAAACCUUCGAAGCUGACAAAGUGCCAUAGCCACGAUCAUCAUCAGUUGCAAAAUUUACUGCAUGACAAUAUCGGGAAUUGCCAGCAUCACGAGAAUACACAAAGCAAUCACGUGCGUGUGAGGCAACAACAACAACCUCAGCAGGCUCAGCAACAACAGCAACAAGGCAAGCAUCAACAUCAGAAUCAGCAUCAUCAUCUACAUCAACAUCAACAACAUCAUCAUAAGCACAGUCAUAGUCACCAUCACCAUCAAGAUCUUCAUCAGCACCAGCAGCAGCAGUAUCAGCAGCCGUCAAUAUCUCAGGAACAACAAAAACAGCUAGUUAGCGACAGCUUAAUGCCUUCACUCGAUAACUGUGUGCCGCCACCGCUACCACCGAAACCCAAAUCAUUAUUACAAAGCAAAGCGAAACAACAUCAACUGCUACAGCAACAAAAAUUAUUGCAGCAACAAUUGCAACAGCAAUUACAGCAACAGCUUAAAAAUGUGUUAAAACCACCAUCUUUGGUUAUAAUUGACCAACAGCAGCCGCAGCAGCAACAACAUUCCAAUGAUAACACGCAUCAACCACCGAAAUCACCGAAAUCACCAAAACCACCACCCUCACCACGUACCCCGAAAUCUCCCCUACCCUCACCUGCCCCACAUGCAGCUCACACGAAAGCCGUGAAAAAGGACACAGCGAAGGUGGAAACAUUACAAUUUCAUCAUUUUCGUCAUCACAAGUCGGCGCCCACAUUUGAUCUGUACUUUAAAUCACCGACAAACUCAUCAUGCACCACACCCCUCUCCAAGUCACGUCGCAACAGCUCAUACCAUUCGUAUGACGAUCUCGAUACGACGAGCGCUGAGAAGAAAGUUGUAUCGAGCUUGAAGUAUUUAUGCGCCUGCACGGGCGCCACGUUGCGUAAUCUCUCGAAGAAAACCAAAGAUUUGCAUGCGAAGAAUUACUGUUAUACGAAGCCCACGUGGCGUCUCUGGGGCGAGGAGCAUGAGAAGAAUGCCAUUUUCACGGUCUACCUUAAGAAGGUGCGCUAUCAUCGGCCGACACCAACGGCGAAUAAUGACUCGGACGAUGAAAUUAGCCACCUCGAGUGGGAAACUGUGCGAGUGCGCUUCGUAAAGGCGGCCACGUUGGCACGCCUUGUGGAGGCGUUAGCCACAGACGACGGUGAAUUAGAGUCGACAUUCAUUAAUGUUUUCCUCUCGACCUAUCGCACCUUCUCUUCACCGAAAGAGGUGCUCAGUCUGCUCAUACGACGCUAUGACACACUCAAUGAGAAACACUUGGAGGAGAUCGAAGAACAUCAACAACUCGAAGAUGUUGGCUACGAUCCAGCUGCUUCGAUACAUGAGCAACACAAGAAAACACUAGUCUCAGCAUUGCAUGUGUGGUUGGAUGGCUUUCCGGAGGAUUGGAAUGAGGAUAACCUGCGUCAGAUACUGGCUUUUGCCUCGAAGCGUCUGCCACGUUCAGAGUUGCAUUUGAAAGUGCUGCAUCGACUGGAGCGCAUACUGCGUCAGCAGGUGUAUGGCGAGUCGAGCGUGCCGCCAUGGUUGGCGGCGAGCAGUAUGGGCGCGCCGGGGAAUGGCAGUAAUAUAAAUAUGAGCUUGAGUGUUGGCAUGCUCCCGCAACACUAUAACUCUGACUACACAGAACAGUUUGCGGGACUGUGUUUAGCGCCUGCAUUUCGUGGGCCGACACAUUUCCUACAGGCGUUCCGCUUUCCACACGUGCCGGUGCGCCAUUUCGCCGAGCAGCUGACGCGUAUGGACUCGGAGUUGUUUAAGCGCUUGAUACCGCAUCAGUGUCUCGGAGCGACGUGGGCGCGACGCGACAAAAGCGGCUCGGAGACGGUCGUGGCCACCAUAAAUCAAUUCAAUGCUGUGCUUUUUCGGGUGAUUUCGAGCAUACUGAUUGAGCCGAGACUUAAGCCGCAGGAGCGUGCAUUGAAUAUUGCCACAUGGAUUGAUAUUGCACAAGAGCUGCGAUUGCUGAAAAAUUUCUCCUCACUGAAAGCAAUUAUUUCUGGACUGCAAUCGAAUCCAAUUUAUAGGCUUUCCAAAAUAUGGGCCGUGCUCCCGAAAGAGAAGAUGGAAAUUUUCAAUGAACUUGCCAGAAUAUUUUCGGAAGACAACAACGCUUGGGCGCAGCGCGAAGUACUCAUGCGUGAGGGCACUGCGAAAUUCGCCGACACGGUGGGUGAGCACGAUCGCCAUCUGCAGAAGAUCAUACAGAAACAAAGCACGCAGACGUCGCAUGGCACCAUACCUUACCUCGGCACCUUCCUCACCGACCUGACAAUGAUACACGCCGCCAUACCCGAUACGAUAGGCGAACACCAGCUCAUUAAUUUCGACAAGAAACGCAAAGAGUUUGAGGUGCUCGCACAGAUCAAACUGCUACAGGGUGCCGCCAACACAUACAACCUGCGCGAAGAUCCAAAUUUCGAUCGUUGGUUUGCCUCGGUGCUGGUAUUGGAUGAGCGAGAGGCGCAUACACUCUCCUGCCAACUCGAAUCACCACCGCCAGCUCCGCGCAAGUCCACCGCCUCCACGAAUACAUCGCUAACGAACACGACGAUUUCUUCGAGCUCGAUGGGUGGCGGUGGCGGUGGUGGCGUUGGUGGCAAUGGACAUCGGAAGACAGACUCGAUAGCGUCCAACUCGAGUAGUGGCGCAGGUUCACAGUUCUAUUGUGAGCUGAAUAACAGUUAUAGCUCGCACUAUAGCUCAAGGCAUAAUUCGCUCGAUCGUGACGCGCAAGCACCGAAUGCGUCUCUGCUUUCAGCGUCGAGCAGUGUUUCAAAUUUAUCGAUGGACUCGAGCAACUCGGGUGGACAGAAAUCGAAUACGCGCAUGACACACUCCCACUCGACGAAUGGCGUACGUGGCAGCACCGGCAGUGGUAGCCAUAACAAUACGCAACUUAACGUUGGCUCGCCCAUAAUCAAUGCGCAGCUCGUGCAGUCGCCCGGUGCUAAGACCAAUAACGCGCCUGAUUUCUACAUCAUCCGCGUGACAUAUGAGACGGAUAACAUCGAGCUGGAUGGCAUUGUGCUGUACAAGAGCAUUAUGCUGGGCAAUAACGAACGCACGCCACACGUCAUACGCAACGCGAUGAUGAAGCUCAGCCUCGAGGCUGAUCCCGACGACUACACGCUGGCGCAGGUGCUGCCCGACAAGGAGCUCGUGAUGCCGAAGAACGCUAAUGUGUAUUAUGCGGUGAAUACGAACUACAAUUUGAACUUCAUUUUGCGGCCGAAGAAGAAAGACGCCGGCAGUAAUGGGAGCUAGUGCAAGGGGGCGCUCAUAUUUCUGGCGUCGGACGUGUGGUGGUGCUUGGCGUUUGUAGACUACAACAGUCACAAGAAGGGAUAUUCGAAUACAUUCACAUGUGUGAAAAUAAAUAUGUAUGUUCAUGUGUGAACUGCAAUUCAUACCUACUAAAGAUAUUUUUCCAUUUUGGAAGCGUAAAAGUAAUCUCAAAUAAUGGACAAAUAAUAAUUAAUGUAAAUAGUUGUUGAAAUUUAGUUUAAUUAACUUUUUUUAUUUUCUAAAAUAUAUGUAUGUAUGUAUUUUUGUAUUAAUAUAUGUUUUACGAUGUACAUGGAUGUGUAAGUUUAUAAUUAGUUUAACUUUUAUAUUGUAACUGUAAUUAUUUUCGAAACUUGAUAAUUUAGUUUACAUAAUCGCACUAUUUUUUUAAUAAUAUUUUUUGUACGUUUGUGUGUGUAAACAAAAGCUGUCAAUUGUUUAUUUAUUCGUAAAUUAAAUGCGUGAGUUUUUGUUGCUUUAAUAACGCUUUAAGGAGAAAUUAAACAAAAAUUGUUCAAAAAAGUUUGAAGCUAAAACUGUAAAUGAAAUUAAAAGUUAUAUUAUAGCUAAGAUUUAAUUGUAUGACGAUUAUUUAUGUGAAAUGUAUGCAGCAUGCUGAUCGAAAUUUAGCGGAACCCGAGGUUUUGUGAGCAGAUAUUUUUAACAGGGGUUCGAAUAAAUUUUUUACAAACAUA